This is a messenger RNA of Oncorhynchus gorbuscha (pink salmon), 2701 nucleotides long. It is a transcript of the gene adap2, whose product is annotated as ArfGAP with dual PH domains 2. The coding region runs from base 152 to 1303 and encodes 383 amino acids. The transcript is spliced from 11 exons. Gene Ontology annotation, molecular function: phosphatidylinositol bisphosphate binding; GTPase activator activity. Gene Ontology annotation, cellular component: intracellular membrane-bounded organelle; plasma membrane. The record is from RefSeq and is a predicted model, not a curated record. Gene Ontology annotation, biological process: positive regulation of GTPase activity. NCBI's taxonomy places the organism in Eukaryota, Metazoa, Chordata, Actinopteri, Salmoniformes, Salmonidae.
GUGGUCCUACGUACUGUAACACACGUUCCAGUUUUCGUCCAAACUCACAGAAACGUCAACAUUUGUAUUUCGUUACGUAAAAUGGCUAAUCACACCACUCAUAUUUAACCAAUAUUUCCUACAUUCGAUACAGAUUUAUAUUCGCAAAAUAAUGGCAAACAAGGACAGAAACAAAACGAUUUUGCUGGAAUUGGGGAAACUGCCAGAAAACAACCAAUGCGCAGACUGUAGCGCGCCGGAUCCUGACUGGGCGUCCUAUAAGCUGGGUGUAUUUGUGUGUCUGAACUGCUCUGGAGUGCACCGCAACCUGUCCAACAUCAGCCGCGUUAAAUCCAUACGGCUCGACUUCUGGGAUGACGAGCUAGUGAAGUUUAUGAAAGCCAAUGGAAAUGCCACAGGCAGAGCCAUCUAUGAGAAAGCAGUCCCAGCAUUCUACUACCGGCCCCAGCAAGAAGACUGUGCCGUCUUAAGGGAGCAGUGGAUAAGAGCAAAAUAUGAGAGGAUGGAAUUUACCGGCGAGACAAAGUAUCCCCCACUGGCCUACACGACAGGUUUCUAUGAAGGGAUGCUGUGGAAGAAGGGGAAGGAAAAGGGACAGUUUCAGAGAAGGAAGUUUGUUCUGUCUGAGAAGGAAUUCACCCUGGCUUACUUCAACAAGGAGGAUGUAAGUCCGUCCAAAGGGCCCAAAGCGCUCAUCUCCAUCAAAGACGUGAAUGUGACCUUUCAACCUGAGAAAAUUGGUCAUGCCCAUGGUCUGCAGAUUACCUACCAGAAAGACAGCCACACCAGAAGUAUUUUUGUCUACCACGAAAAUGGAGAGGAGAUUGUCAACUGGUUCAAUGCCAUUCGAGCUGCUCGCUUUGCCUACCUGAAAACAGCAUACCCCACAGGAAGUGAUAAAGAAUUGAGGACUAGAAUUACCAGAAACUACCUCAAAGAAGGAUACAUGGAGAAGACCGGUCCUAUGCAAAAGGAGACGUUCAAAAAGAGAUGGUUCAUCUUGGACUCCCAAGACAGGAAGCUCCUUUACUUCAAAGGCCAGCUGGAUGCUGAGGAGCUGGGAGUUGUGUUCCUCGGCACAGAGACCAAUGGUUACUCAGUGAGUGAGUGCAUUCCCAAAAGGACCAGAGGCAACCGGUGGAGGUGUGGAGUCACAGUGGACACGCCGGACCGCCAGUUUGUCUUCAUGUGUGAGCAGGAGAGGGAACAGAGAGAGUGGGUGGAGGCCCUCAGAGAGGUCAUCUCUAAACCCAUGCAGCCCCAGGACUACACCACUGAAGCCAACAUCCGAGGGAAGAGUUGACUUUGGAGAGCGAGCCGAGGGAAGAGUUGACUUUGGAGAGCGAGCCGAGGGAAGAGUUGACUUUGGAGAGCGAGCCGAGGGAAGAGUUGACUUUGGAGAGCGAGCCGAGGGAAGAGUUGACUUUGGAGAGCGAGCCGAGGGAAGAGUUGACUUUGGAGAGAGAGCCGAGGGAAGAGUUGACUUUGGAGAGAGAGCCGAGGGAAGACUUUACUUUCGAGAAAGCGCUGACUUUCGAGAGAGAGAUUCCACCAACAUUGGCUGCAAAACCCACUCUGAAGACUCAUCUACACUGAACAAAAAUAUAAACACAACAUGCAACAAUUUAUAAGAUUUUACUGAGUUACAGUUUAAAUAAGGAAAUCAGUCUGUUGAAAUAAAUUAAUUCAGACCUAAUCUAUGGAUUUCACAACUGGGAAUACAAAUAUGCAUCUAUUGGUCACAGAUACAGAAAACUAGUUAGUAUCUGGUGUGACCACUAUUUGCCUCAUGCAGCGCGACAUAUCCUCUUCGCAAGUUGAUCAGGCUGUUAAUUGUGACAUGUGGAAUGUUGUCCCACUGCUUUUCAAUAGUUGCUGGGUACUGGCGGGAACUGGAACACGCUGUCGAUCCAGAGCAACCCCAAACAUGCUCAAUUAGUGACAUGGUUGGUGAGUAUGCAGGCCAUGGAAGAACUGGGAUUUUUUUUGAUUCCAGGAAUUGUGUACAGAUCCUUGCGACAUGAGGCCGUCCAUUAUCAUGCUGAAACUUAUUAAGGUGAUGGCGGUUAAUGAAUGGCACGACAAUGGGCACGACAGGAUCUCGUCACGGAGUCUCUAUGGAGUCAAAUUGCCAUCAAUAAAAUGCAAUUGUGUUAAUUUUCCGUAGCUUUAUGCCUUCCCAAAUCAUAACCCCACCGCCACGAUGGGGCACUCUAUUCACAACGUUGAGCUUCCCUGAGAUCGUUUCUGGCAAGUUUGUGCCGAAAUUCUUCUGUUUUGCAAACCCACAGUUUCAUCAGCUAUCCGGGUAGAUGGUCUCAGAUGAUCCCGCAGAUGAAGAAGCCGGAUGUGGUGGUCCUAAAACUUUUAGAGAAAUACAUUUUUUUGGUGCAUAUGGAACAUUUCUGGGAUAUUUUAUUUCAGCUCAUGAAACAUGUGACCAACACUUUACAUGUUGCGUUUCUCCUUUAUCAUUUCACAAUACAAUCAAAUCAAGCCACAUUUGAAUUCCAAGCCAAUGUCACCACAUGAGCGCUAGAGGGUAGCAGAUGCGUUGUCUAGUAUGUUUCGACAGCGUUUGUCUGCUACUGCUUGCCGUAGUUGCCGGGUAUUGGAGGUCAGCUGGAGGGGGUGUGCGUCUGAAAUAUUUCGUGCAAAAUGUCAUGAAAGUACAGAAAAUAAAGGAAUAUAGCGUUUUAAA